Messenger RNA from Cucurbita pepo subsp. pepo (vegetable marrow), 754 nucleotides. RefSeq names its product fasciclin-like arabinogalactan protein 6. The record is from RefSeq and is a predicted model, not a curated record. Gene Ontology annotation, biological process: plant-type secondary cell wall biogenesis. Gene Ontology annotation, cellular component: plasma membrane. NCBI's taxonomy places the organism in Eukaryota, Viridiplantae, Streptophyta, Magnoliopsida, Cucurbitales, Cucurbitaceae.
AUGGCCUCCACCGCGCUUCCCCUCCUCCUCCUCCUCCUACCCUUUGUUCUGUUCUCUCAAACUCUCGCCCAAACUUCGAUCAACAUAACCGGCAUUCUGGCCGAAGGCGGCCAAUUCAGCACCUUCCUUCGCCUCCUCGGCGAAAGCAACCUGAUCUCUCAGCUCGAGAAUCAGCUCGACAACUCGCACGAGGGCAUGACCAUUCUUGCUCCCUCUGAUAAUGGCUUCAACGCCCUUAAAUCUGGCACCCUCAACAGCCUCAACGACCAGCAGAAGAGCCAGCUUCUCCUCUUCCAUGUCUUGAGUAAGUUCUACACGGUGACGGAUCUGCAGACGGUUAGCAACCCGACGAGGACACUGGCCGGAGACUGGGGGCUGAACUUCACUGGCCAACCAAAUUCGAACCAAGUCAAUGUAUCCACCGGCGUGGUUACGGUGGAGAUCAACAAUAAGCUCAGAGAGAAAUCUCCGUUGGGUGUUUACGUAGUGGAUCAAGUUUUGUUGCCUGAUGCUCUUUUUGGGAAACACGCCGGCGUACCGCCGCCAAGAGCUCCAGGUCCGAGGACCGACAAUUCUCCUGACGAGGGAACCGCGCCGGAAUCUGACGCCGCCAAUCCGGCGUCGGAUGAGACGGAUGGUGGUGUGAGAAACGGCGUGGGAUUGGGAUUGGUUUUGGGAAUUGGUUUGAUUGCCAUUAGCCUUAUUUUUUAAGAGUUUAGAAUCAUAGGAGUUGAUUUGAGGAUAAGUGCGUGCU